Messenger RNA from Vitis riparia (riverbank grape), 792 nucleotides. RefSeq lists its product as uncharacterized. The record is from RefSeq and is a predicted model, not a curated record. Lineage: Eukaryota; Viridiplantae; Streptophyta; Magnoliopsida; Vitales; Vitaceae. The transcript has a single exon. Bases 1 to 792 code for a protein of 263 amino acids.
AUGGUAGAGGAUCUCCUAAAGGCAGGACACUUGAAGCAGUACAUCCGAAUAGUGCCUAAAGGUGAAGAAUCUUCCCAUAGUCGAGGCCCACGCACCCCAGCAGCUCCUGCUAGAGCAAUGAUCAACUAUAUAUACGGAGGACCCUUGGAUGACGAGUACAAUUCCAAAAGGAAAAGGCAAAGUCUACUGCGAGCGGCUACGGUUUGGGAACACGUAAGCUCCAUCCGCCCAGGGUUAGCCAAUGGGAGCAUCCAUCCCAUAGAUGGGACCAUUGUCUUCCCCGCUCUAGAUCCAUCCCGAGUGCUGCAGCCGCACCGAGAUGUUCUCAUCCUAACAAUAAGGGUGGGAGACUAUGACGUAAAAAGAAUCUUGAUUGACCCAGGUAGUUCCACGGACCUAUUGCAGGUGGCGGUCAUCAAACGAAUGGGUUUCGAACCCUCCAGCCUGGAAAAUCCCGGAAGAACCCUGUCCGGAUUCAAUGGUUCAUCCACAACCUCACUUGGGGAUAUAAUACUACAGGUUCAUGCCGGGCCAGUCAUCCUAAAUGUUCUGUUUUCUGUGGUUGAGGAUUUAUCCCCCUUCAAUGCCAUUUUGGGACGCACGUGGUUGCAUGGAAUGAAGGCCAUUCCAUCCACAUAUCAUCAAAGGGUCAGCUUCAUUACCCGAGAUGGGCAAAUUAAUCUUUACGAAAGCCAGCUCGCUGCUCGACAAUGUUAUCAGAUCGCUCGCGAGGCCGGACCCAGUGCCGACCGCGAGCAUUCCUCCAAAGAAGCAAAUGCUUCUGACCAAUAG